Messenger RNA from Helicoverpa zea (corn earworm), 1440 nucleotides. RefSeq lists its product as uncharacterized. Gene Ontology annotation, molecular function: DNA binding. Gene Ontology annotation, cellular component: nucleus; transcription regulator complex. The transcript has 2 exons. Lineage: Eukaryota; Metazoa; Arthropoda; Insecta; Lepidoptera; Noctuidae. The record is from RefSeq and is a predicted model, not a curated record. The coding region runs from base 503 to 1153 and encodes 216 amino acids. Gene Ontology annotation, biological process: regulation of transcription by RNA polymerase II.
UUGUUUUCGGCGGAUACAAGUAAAUAACUAACUUGUUUCGGUAUAAGAAAUUAAUAUUUGGAAAUCCUACAAAAAUGUAGGAGGCUCACAUAUUUUGUUUAGUGAUUUCUAAUAUUUAGGUAACUGUUUAGGUUGUGACCUAACCAAAUUCCUUUUCAUAAUUGUCUCCAAGUUGAGCCUAAGAGCUCUGCCCCACUAAGUCGUCAUGGCGACGUCGCCACGUCGCCGGGUACGUAUCCAAGCAGUUAAUAUUGAAAUUUAUGGAACCUAACUCACUCGGCGACGGUUUGGCAACGUCGCCAAAUUUUAAGCGUGGCCGUGAGCUACAGUCUCCGACGUAGCUUUUGGAUACUCUGGCAACUUGGCGACGUUGCCACUAUGUACACGGUCAAGUGCACCUCACUCACUCAGUCGCCAAUGUGGUCGCCAGUUAGCCGCCAUUUUGGACGCUCGCUCGAAAUAUAUUUAUGUAGUAAUUAUUUGAUUGGUUUUAUUAUAAAUAAUGAGUUUCGAUACUGAAGAAUUUAUCAUUGAAAUACAAAACCGUCCUUGUAUAUGGGAUAGUUCAUCCAUUGAGUAUUCCGAUCGGAACUUAAAAAUAAAAAGUUGGGACGAAAUAGUAAACAUAUUCAAAGAAAAAGACGAAAUGACAAGGCAAGAAAAAAAACAACUAGCCGAUUCUUUACAAAAAAGGUGGAAAAGUAUCCGUGGUUGCUUCACACGAGAACUGAACCGACAAAAAUCUUUGAAAUCCGGAUCGGGUAGUGGACCACGUAAAAGCGAAUAUAUAUAUUUUAAACAACUUCAGUUUCUACAGAAUGUUGUGGCAUUAAGAGAGCCGGAAGCUACAGAUUCUGAUGUUGAAAUUGGAGAUCCAGAUUUGCUACAAGAUAAGACAAGUCCGAAAAGAAUGAAAAAGAAACAGAAGACUGCAACUGAAGAUUACAAUUUUUUAGAAGUCCUUAACAAAUCCAUCAAAAGUAGAGAACAAUAUGAACUUGAAAAUCAAGAUGAAGAUAGGUUAUUUAUGAUGUCUUUAGUAAGCACUUUAAAAAAAGUGCCUCCUCAGAAAAAAAUGGCAACCAAAAUUAAAAUAAUGAAAAUUCUUGAAGAAGCAACUUGCUCUGUGCCCAACAGUGAUGAUAGUGUAUAAUAACGUCAAUGUUACUGGUCAUAAACAGAACCACAGGCGUCACGAAUACUCACGUAGUUACCACCCUGGCUAUUCUGCUGUUCGCGGAGAAUGGAUUACCCGUGAUGGAUUGCAAGUAUUACAACACUGAGUCAUUAUCUAGUGCACCGUUUAGCACACCACCGUCAAAUACCUAUGACAAAUGCUACAGAAAAGACACAAAAUGAAGAUUCAUCUAUUUUAGAUAUACCUACCUACAUAUGAUUAACUUUGAUGUUUCUUUUAAUAAAUUUGAUUAAAAUUCUGUA